AUGGCGACCAUUAGCUGUGUGGUUCGUCCUUAUUGCGAGAAGCCAGUUAGAAAUCUAGUCAAGUUUCCUGUUGCCAAGAUUCAAACUGGUAAAUCCAAGUACAUGAUGGCCAAAGUUUACAUUCACGGAGAAAUGGGCAAUGCCAAGGAGGUGAUCCGCAGAUCCAAAGCCAAGUAUCACCUUGACGUUUAUGAUGCAUUGAAAGAUGAGGCCGAACAGCAGGGCUUGUGCACCCAAGGUCUUGGGGGUUUCUUAGUUCACGACGAGCAAAAGAAAUACAUCAAGUUAUAUGGAAAAUCCCAGGCCCUGGGCAAGGCCAAUCAUGAGUCUGCCAAGGAACUCUUGCAAAUGUAUGAGGGUCAUAAGAUCGAUGCAGAAUCUGGCGACAUGGAGUCCUAAUUCGUCUUUUCUCCAAUAUUCAUUUGGGAAAUGUUUAGACCGCGUUGAAAUAAUUCAAGUAAAUGUUAAAAUUACAGUUGGAUGAAUAAAUUGCAAAGAAAUUGAAAGUUUAUAAUGA
Molecule: messenger RNA, 517 nt
Organism: Drosophila serrata
Lineage: Eukaryota; Metazoa; Arthropoda; Insecta; Diptera; Drosophilidae
Product: sex-regulated protein janus-B
Biological process (GO): peptidyl-histidine dephosphorylation
Cellular component (GO): cytosol
Molecular function (GO): protein histidine phosphatase activity
Source: RefSeq, a predicted model, not a curated record